Molecule: messenger RNA, 2325 nt
Organism: Pseudo-nitzschia multistriata
Lineage: Eukaryota; Bacillariophyta; Bacillariophyceae; Bacillariales; Bacillariaceae
Source: the annotation of a GenBank genome assembly
GGUUGGAUUUGGUUUCGUAGUACCGUAGUGUAACGUACCUUACUCGUAUUCGUAACCUGACAUCAAAAUCACAAUUCAAAUUAUGGGCGCAAAGAUCCUCAAUUGCACCUCGACCACAAUUAUCAUCAUCGACAACGACAACGUUCAAGGCAACAGUGAAAACGAUCCGAGGCAAUACUUGAAUCAUCAGUUUCGCAUGCAACAUUCAAAAGUAGUGACUCCGCAAACAACGAAACGGGAUAGCCCGCGUCAGCAAUCGCCGCCGCCGCCGGCAUCCCGGUGCUUCUACCCGUAUUGCAAUCCCUGGUCCAUUUUUUUUCAGAUGGGGCUUGCCGCCCUUGCAAUCGCUUUGUACCAGCUCUACUCGCGAUUUUACGAUUGGACACCGUGUAGCAGUGAUCCGCCGAUCAAUUUCGAUCGCGAUCCAAAUAGCUACCACUAUACGUUCCGGGACUCGUGCAAGCUCUUUUCUUCCGAGUACACAGAAGCCAGGGAAAAGUUUCGCAAUGCCGUUGUAGCCUUUGGCACCCGCCAGGCAAUUCAAGCAAGCGAGACCCAAAAGCUGAUCAACACAGAUGCAGUGAGAGAAUCGGGCAGCGCAGAGCUCGUCACCUUUCCGGUGGUAGUAGAUCUCGGCGGCGAAACUGAAAAGCUUUCCCUGACAAUAGAUAUUGCGGUCCUUCCCGGAAACACAAAAGAAUUGGGCACGAUUGUUCAUUCGUCGGGGGUCCACGGCAUCGAGGGAUACGCAGGGAGUGCUAUCCAGUUGGCACUGCUAGAAUUAUUGUCGUCCUCGCGAGCGACGGCAUCGUCCUCAGAUAGCAGAAGCGAUGAAAGGAACGAGAAUACCAUUCGAAAUGAUCUCCGGGAACGACCCACAAUUGUGAUGGUACACGCCGUAAACCCCGUUGGGAUGGCAGAAUUUCGGAGGUGCAACGAAAACAACGUGGACCUGAAUCGGAACGGAAUCCGCGGCGACACCGGCGACGCGUUCAAGGAAUUUCUGCGCAACCGGGAUCCGAACGUUGCGGGGUACGAUGAUUUCCGUCACUUGUUCGUUCCCGACACGGACGGAGACAGCCAUGGUGGCCCCGCUGAUCCUACACUCUCGCUGUACGAUACCACCGUUGGCUUUUUCGCCAAGGCAAUUCCCGCACUAUGGAAACACGGGUUUUCGAAACUAAAACGAGCCAUGGUGUCAGGUACGUGCUGCAUUUCGUCUUGCUCUUGGUUUCCUCGCUCCAACACACGACCCGAUAAAUCACUAAACAGCACAGUAAACGAAAUCUUACGUUUUGUACUCACAUCUAACGAGUGAACUCGCCAUAACUUUUGCUUGCAAUCUCGCAAUCCCCACCGAUGCGCACACCAAUUCGACUCGAUUCGAUUCGACUCGGCUCGACAAAUACCCCACUCCAAACACAGGGCAGUACCACGACCCCGGUGGGCUGAAUUACGGUGGAGAAGAGUGGCAGCCUUCCGUCCGGCGAUUGCUCGACUUUUUUGUGAAAGACCGCCCAGAAUUUUUCAGGGAUUCGMCCUCGGUGGUAUGGAUCGAUGUCCACACCGGGCUGGGGCCGUUUGGAAAGGAUUCGAUCCAAAUCUAUGGCCGCCGCGAGCAAGGUGAUCCUCCACCCAACACAGAGCGGGCAUUGGCGGACUACUAUACGGCGGCCCACAGCGUGUCGAGCGACGAGGACAUGUUUUCCAACCAAGCCUUUACCGGCUACGAGCUUACCAGGGGCAUACUCAUGGAGUUUCUUGCGGAUGCCUACCGCGAUCUGGUGGAAAGCGGCGAGGGGGAAAACGGGCGCCGCGGUGGUGGCGCGAGGGCGGGGUUUUUCAUGUGGCAGGAGUUCGGGACGCUGCCGGGGACCCUCGUGGGCCGGGCCCUUAUCCUCGACAACGCGCUCUACCAACUCUACAAGCGAAGGCCCGAGACCGGCGGAGAAGAAGCCUUUUCGUACCGAUCGCCCUUCCUGAAGCAAGCCUUUUAUCCCCAAUCGACGGAAUGGAGAAGCUCGGUGGUUCGAAGAGGCGUGGCCUUGUUUUUGCAAUCCGUCGAAUUCACCAAGGCAAGGAGAAACGCACGCGUUGUAAACCAACACAAGCACAAUAUGAAUCCAUAGAACGGAGCUACCAUGUCGUAAUUGCUUUGGAAUAACAACAUUAUACAGCUUUUGAAAGUCCAUCAUGCUUCCUUAAUGGCAGUACUGGUCACAUGUAAUGCACCAAAACUGUGAAUCUUCUGUCAAAUGCAACUCGUACGUAUUGCAUCUGUUAUUUCUCUUACUGUACAAGCGUAAAUAACAAAAAUUUUAYGAA